GGUCACUGGGAUUUCCAACAUUUUGCUACUUGGAGCAAUCCAGACAGUUCCACAGCACUGGAGGAGGGUUGACAGAGAAGCAAAAGAGCCAGUCCACCCACACUGAGAGGCAAGAGCAGGAGACAGGAGACAACUCUGGACAAUGGCCUCAGAGAUCCACAUGCCAGAACCCAUGUGCCUCAUUGAGAAUGUGAACGGCCAGCUGAUAGCCAACCAGGAGGCCCUGGGGAUCCUGUCUGCCAUCAAGCAGCCUGUGGUGGUGGUGGCCAUCGUGGGCCUCUACCGCACGGGAAAAUCCUACCUGAUGAACAAGCUGGCUGGGAAGAACACAGGCUUCUCUCUGGGCUCCACCGUGCAGUCUCAUACCAAAGGGAUCUGGAUGUGGUGUGUGCCUCAUCUUGAGAAGCCAGACCGCACCCUAGUUCUGCUUGACACCGAGGGCCUGGGGGACGUAGAGAAAGGUGACAACCAGAAUGACUGCUGGAUCUUUGCCCUGGCAAUACUUCUGAGCAGUACCUUUGUGUACAAUAGCAUGGGAGCCAUCAACCAGCAGGCCAUGGACCAACUGCAAGAAACUAGUACUGACCUACCUCAGUGCUAUCACCAGUGGGGCUCUGCCCUGCAUGGAGAAUGCUGUUCUGGCCUUGGCCAAGAUGGAGAACUCAGCUGCAGUGAAAAAUGCCAUUGCCCACUAUGACCAGCAGAUCAGCCAGAAGGUGCAGCUGCCCACAGAAACCCUCCAGGAGCUGCUGGACCUGCACAGCACCAGUCAGAGAGAGGCCAUAGAAAUCUUCCUCAAGACCUCCUUUAGAGAUGAAGACCACCUAUUUCAAAAGGAAUUACUGGCUCAGCUAGAAAAAAGAUGGGAUGACAUUUGCAAACAGAAUGUCAAAGCAUCAUCAGAUAGGUGCUCGGAGUUGCUUCGAAAUAUUUUUGGUCCUCUGGAAGAAGCCUUGACAAAGGGAGUUUAUUCAAAGCCAGGAGGAUAUAUUCUCUUCACUGAGGAGAGAGAACAGCUGAAGAAAAAGUACCUUCAGGAGCCCAGGAAGGGCAUACAGGCUGAAGAGAUGCUGCAGGCUUACUUGCAGUCAAAGGAGGCUGUGACUGAGGCGAUUCUACAGAGAGACCAGGCUCUCACAGAAAAGGAAAAGGAGAUUGAAGUGGAACGUGCAAGAGCUGACUCUGCACAGGCUGCUGUAAAGAUACUGGAGGUAAUGCAGAAGAAGCAUGAGCAGAUGAUAGAAGAGAAAGAGAAGAGUCAUCAGGAAUACGUGAAACACUUGGCGGAGAAGAUGGAGAGGGACAGAGCUCAGUUAAUGGAGGAGCAGGAGAGGAUUCUGGCUCUUAAACUGCAGGAACAGGAAAGAUUGCUCAAGGAGGGAUUGAAAGAAGAGAGCAGAAAGCUUCAAAAUGAGAUUCGGAUUAUGGAGAUGAGAAAUAGAGAAAAAGAAGCGGAAUCCGCGCAGGCUGCCACAAAGAUGUUGGAGGAUAUGCAAAGGAUGGAACGGCACAUAAUGGCGCAGAAAGAAGAGAGUCGACAGAAGUUCAUGAAGCAACUACCUGAGAAGCAAGAGGCUCUUGAAUGCCAGAUUUCCGUGGCGCCAGGGCCUAUGAAAGCCCCCAUAUGUCUAGUGGAAAACAAGAACAAGCAGCUGUCGGUGAAUCCGAAAGCCGUUCAGAUCCUUAACAGUAUCUCUCAGCCUGUGGUUGUGGUGGCCAUUGUGGGAAUGUACCGCACCGGAAAAUCAUACCUGAUGAACUGCCUGGCGGGGCAGAACCACGGCUUCUCCCUGGGCUCCACAGUACAAUCUGAAACCAAGGGCAUCUGGAUGUGGUGUGUGCCCCACCCCAUGGAGCCAAAGCGCACCCUGGUCCUCCUGGACACCGAGGGACUGGGUGAUGUGGAAAAGGGGGACCCUAAGAAUGAUGCAUGGAUCUUUGCCCUGGCCGUGCUUCUGAGCAGCACCUUUGUCUACAACAGCAUGAACAGCAUCAACAACGAUGCCCUGGAAAAGCUGCAUUUUGUGACAGAGCUCACAGAGCUAAUCAGAACAAAAUCCUCCCCAAGAACUGAUGGGCUAGAAGAUGCCAGAGAUUUUGUGAGUUUCUUUCCAGACUUUAUCUGGACCGUACGGGAUUUUACUCUGGAGCUGAAGUUAGAUGGUCACUGCAUCACGGAAGAUGAGUAUCUGGAGAAUGCCUUGAAGCUGAUUCCAGGGAAACAUCCCCAAAUCCAAGCAUCUGAUCAGCCCAGGGAAUGCAUCAGACAAUUCUUUCCUAGACGGAAGUGCUUCGUCUUCGACUGGCCGGUUUGUGACCCAGAACUCUUAACCAUGAUUGAGCAUAUACCAGACAGCCAACUGAACCCUAAAUUCUGGAAGCAGUCAAAGACUUUCUCUUCUUACAUCUUCACCUAUUCGAGAACCAAGGAACUCAGAGGGGGAAUUGUGGUCACCGGGACCCGACUGGGGACUCUCGUGGAGACCUACGUGGAUGCUAUUAACAGCGGAGCAGUGCCUUGUCUGGACGAUGCGGUGACAACCCUGGCUCAGCGUGAGAACUCCAUGGCUGUGCAGAAGGCAGUUGACCACUACAGUGAGCAGAUGGUCCAGCGAGUGAGUCUCCCCACAGACACGCUCCAGGAGCUGCUGGACAUGCACACAGCCUGUGAGAGGGAAGCCAUUGCUAUCUUCAUGGAGCACUCCUUCAGGGAUGACAGACAGGAGUUCCAGAAUAGGCUGGUGGUCACCAUAGAGACAAGGAAGAAUGAUUUCUUGCUGCAGAAUGAAAAAGCAUCCAUCACACAUUGCCAGGCUGAGCUGCAGAAGCUUUCGGGGCCCCUCAUGGAAAGCAUUUCCAGAGGAGCUUUCUCUGUUCCUGGAGGGCACAGCCUCUACUUAGAAGCCAAGAAGAAGGUUGAGCAGGGCUACGAGGGGCUGCCCAGGAAAGGUGUUAAGGCAAAUGAGGUACUCCAGAACUUUCUGCAGUCCCAGGCCACUAUAGAAGACACUAUCCUGCAGUCAGACAAAGCCCUCACUGACAGACAGAAGGCCAUAGCAGCUCAACAGGCCAAGAAGGAGGAGAUGGAGAAGAAACAGGAACGUUUGAGACAGAAACAGAAGGAGCAAGAGGAAAUGAUGGAGGCUCAAAAGAGAAGCUUCAGAGAAAACAUUGCCCAACUUCAGGAGAAGAUGGAGAGGGAAAAGGAGAUCUUUCUGGUAGAGCAGUGGAGGGUAAUGGAUCACAAGAUGAAGGUUCUACAAGAAGCACUUAAUGAAAAACUAGAGGAGCAAUAUGAAGACCUAAAGAGAGAACUGAAGCUACGAGAAGAAGAGCUUAAAGCAACUAGACGCAACCCAGUUUCAGAGAUCCUUGAAAGAGCUGGCAGUGUAUUAGUUAGCGCACUGCCUCUAUUAGCCAGUGUGGGGAUGACAAUACUAAAAAGCCAAGAAUUACUUUGAGAUAUAUCAAAAGAGUGGUUUUUUGUAGUGUUUUCACCGUGGCUCAUUUUUGAAGUGUGCAUGUCAUCAAAGAUUCAUUCUGAGCAGUUUAAAAUUAAGGGUGAUGACCAAAAGGCAUAAAAAAAAAAAGACAGCUACUUCACCUAAAUCAUAGAAAACUAAAGUUUGAUUGAAUAAAUUGAAAUCAUUCAUGGAAGAGAUUUAAUCAAGGUAUAAAUAAAAAUGGUAAGGUGAAGAAAUACAUGCUUAUAGUUCAAAUUUCACUGCUACCUGGACUUUAUGAUCAGCUUUUGUGAGAAGAGAUGACCAGCCCCAUUUUAAUAGGCAGACAUAUGAGAAAAGUUAUGCUUGCUGGUAAUAAAAUCAUGCAAAGUAAAACUAAAAUGUUCUUGUUUUAUCUGUGUUAUGGGAAAGAAAGAAGAGUGUGAUGGAACCUGAGCUGGCCAGGGCUUGGUGAAGUCAACAGUCUCUCAUAUUUGAUACUGAGGCGUGAAGUGCCAUAGUUAAACAUCAAAAAUGAUCACGCACACACUUCUGAUAUGGAAAUUUCACAUUUAGGAAUGCCUCUCAUAGGUCAUUUACCUGAGAUAAAAAUGACUUUUGCAGCUGGGCAUGGUAGCACAUGCCUUUAAUCCCAGCACUUGGGAGA
Nannospalax galili (Upper Galilee mountains blind mole rat) is the source of this 4110-nucleotide messenger RNA. RefSeq lists its product as uncharacterized. Lineage: Eukaryota; Metazoa; Chordata; Mammalia; Rodentia; Spalacidae. The record is from RefSeq and is a predicted model, not a curated record. Gene Ontology annotation, biological process: defense response to Gram-positive bacterium; defense response to protozoan. Gene Ontology annotation, molecular function: GTPase activity; GTP binding.